Schistosoma rodhaini is the source of this 2487-nucleotide messenger RNA. Lineage: Eukaryota; Metazoa; Platyhelminthes; Trematoda; Strigeidida; Schistosomatidae. The record is from the annotation of a GenBank genome assembly.
GCUUUGGUUAUUAAAUACGAGUACAUUCUAUGUGCUUAAUAAGUUGUCAGCUCUUUUUUCUCUUGUUCUUUUCUCUCCCAGAUACUUUCACUAAUUUCCCCUAACAUUCACCCAAUACACAAGGUACAUUAAGACUAGACACAAACUUACCAAAUGCUAAAUAUUACAUGUACAAGCUGAUAACGAAGAUAUUGGAUAUUGGAUCUGUUGGUUUCUUUGUUUAACGAUUUCAGUUUUGUAAAUAUAUAUUUCAGCGAGUUUAUGAAGACCAUAGAUGUACUGUCUUUUCGGAUUAUUUUUUGUCCAUACAGUCUUGAGCUCUACUAUUUCUAUUUCAUGGCAGAAUCACCACUCUCAAACAGACAUUGAACGUAUAAUCGGAAGAGUUGUUGAGAGAUGCCCUGAUAUUUCUUAUGCUUACUAUUUAACAACAGGUCGUACUACCACAACACAAAAUGGAAACAGACUGUUUGUGAUAGCUUUUGGGAGACAUGCUAACGCUUCUGAGAGAGGUAUACCAGAGUUUAAGUAUAUUGCAAACAUGCAUGGAGACGAAGUUGUUGGAAGAGAACUGUUAAUACGGUUGGCCGUCUACCUCUGUGAUGAGUUUAUCUCACAAAAUGCAUUCAUUCACAGACUAGUUAACCGAACGAGAAUCCAUAUUUUACCGUCAAUGAACCCGGACGGUUGGGAAAUCGCCGCAUCUAACAAAGAUUUUCACGAAUUCGGAAGAGGCAAUUCAAAGAGAGUGGACCUUAACAGGGACUUUCCAGACUUGGCGAAAAAGUUUUAUCGCAAUCUACGUAAUGGUGGACCCUUGGACCAUUUACAACCUGAUGAAAUCGAUGUGGAGAAGGCGCAAAUAGAGACAAGAAUGGUGAUGGAAUGGUUAGACAAAAUCAAUUUUGUGCUGGGUGCUAAUAUGCACGGUGGUGAUUUGGUUGCAAAUUAUCCGUUUGAUAAGUCAAUAACUGGGAAUUCUGCCGAAUCUAUAACACCAGACAACCCUACUUUUGUUGAGCUAGCAGAAUCCUAUGCUGAUCAACAUCCACGAAUGAAAAAAGGGAUUAAAAAGUGCUAUGACUCCGAUAACCACUUCAAUGAUGGAAUUACAAAUGGUGCAAGAUGGUAUUCGUUGAAUGGAGGUAAGAUCUGGUCAGCAAUCAGAGCUUAUACAUCAUACUGAUUACUAUUUGGAAAAAUGGCUUGGUCAACGGGUCAUUUUCACAAGCGUCUCUUUUAAUAAGAAUGUAUAUUAACUCAUUCUAAGGUAUUCGAAUGAUUGAAAAUUGAACUCUAAUGUGUAAAACGUAUAAAGCAAUAAGUUGUCCAAACGUUUUUCUGUUAUUUAAUCCCCAAAAAAUAUCAAAUUUGAAAAUCUACAGUCGUUUUGAUUUGUUCUCUUAUCAUAACAUGUGUCAUGAACAUCUAUUUUUAGUAUGCCUUUGUGGAGAAACAUUCCAGUGUCAUUAGGGUUUCGCGUGAGUUGUUUUAUUCGACACCCACUCAUUUACUGCUUAGUCUCAAUCUAUAACUUCUCACAGAGCAUUAAACUCCCUUAUUUUAAAAUGAUAAUAAGCGGAUUACCAUUGGGUGAUACAGCUUCGUUCAGACCAACAAAUCAAUAUUCAGGGAUAGCCAAUAAAAUUUUUAAAGGAAGAAAAAAGAACUGAUGUAGAUAUUGGAAGCAGGGUAGGGAGUUAUUGAUUACUCUUGAGAAAAUUUUUUAUUUAUAUGUAAAAAACAAAAACAACCAACGGAUAAUUAAGGAUAUUUAGUUAAGAACAUAAAAGUAAAUAUGGCUGAAUGUAACUUAAGGGAUAUCCUUUAAGUAACAAUUGUCUCAUAUUCCGUAAUCGUUUUCUGAAAGAUUAUUGUUACUGUUAUCAUUAUGAUCAGCCCAACCACACUAAUACAGAAAAAGCAAUAAAUAUACAGAAAGACAAAAUCAUUUCAUAAGUGACUGACAUUUUGCGGAGGUUUGGCUAUAGAGUUUGAAGUAGAUAUAUUUAAUUCCCUGAAUAAAAUGAAUUAAGUAUACUAUGAAGUCUGCUGAAUAUGAAAAACUAAAUAAAUCAAACAACUAUUGUACCCAAAUUGAUUCAAUCCCAUAAUAACUAAUAAAAUUAUAAAAUGGUGUUUCUUAUUUUUCGCCGAACCUUUCUUGGUAAAGGUCAAUUCGUUGAUUGCUGUGAAGUUGAUCACAGUAUAUUUUUAUACAUAUAGCUCCCUGUAUAGUAUUCCCUUUAUAGUGUAUUUUUUCUCACACAAAUCCUUCAACGUAUAGCAUCACAGUCAUAGAACUACACUGAAAUACUGUAAACUUUAUUUGUCAUCAAUAACACCGUUCAUUGAACAAAACAAUGUAAAGUGGCUAUUCCUCUAAAAUCCAUAAAUCAGUAGAUUCAUUAUAUCUUUGACCCAAAAACUCCCGUCAAAAUCACUUUACCGUUCGGAGGUGAGUCAAAUAACCUUUUAUUGAAACAA